Neltuma alba is the source of this 2164-nucleotide messenger RNA. Its product is annotated as protein OBERON 1. Lineage: Eukaryota; Viridiplantae; Streptophyta; Magnoliopsida; Fabales; Fabaceae. Bases 97 to 1467 code for a protein of 456 amino acids. The transcript has 5 exons. The record is from RefSeq and is a predicted model, not a curated record.
UAUUUUCUCCAGAUUUCUCCAACCAAGGACUCCAAGUUGUCUCGCGCAUCAACUCACCUAUAGCGGUUCAUUUUCUGCACAGGGAACCGUGGUUUGAUGGCGACUGAAGAAGGUGAGACUAAUGGCACUGCAACUGAAGGGGGCUUAAUUCUGCGGCCCGUGGCAUCAUCUGAGUACGGUGAAGGAUUGCCUUAUGCCCCCGAAAAUUGGCCGAAUCCCGGUGAUAUUUGGGGUUGGAAAGCCGGUAAAAGAAUUCACCCCUCCGGUUACUUCAAGGACAGGUACCUUUAUCUUCCGGAUCAUCUAAACCGCACCGAUAAUUCAGGCUCCAGCAGCAAGCGCAGACGUAUUUUCGCCAGCAAGCAGUCCUUUGAACGCUACAUUCAAGAAUCUUUUCCUGACACUGAUCUAAAUGCGCUCUUCGCUUCUUUCAGCUGGAAAAUUUAUGCCACUGAGUCUGCCACCCUAAAGGAGCAACAUUCUAUAGCUGCAGAAGAUAUAGAAGCAGAAGAAGAUUCACAUUCUGAUUGCCAGUCUGACAUUGCUGUAUGUCAAGCUAGAAACAAGAAUUGUGACAGCCUAACAUCAGCAGUAGAAAAAGCAAAAUAUUUACCCGACCUGCCUUGUGAUAUUUUCUGUAAUAAACCUGGUUUUUGCCAUGAUUGUUGCUGCAUUCUUUGUUGCAAAACUGUUGAUUCAACAUAUGGAGGCUAUAGUUACAUCAAGUGUCAAGUGAAGGUUGGUGACUACAUAUGUGGACACAUUGCUCAUGUAUAUUGUGCUAUUCGAUGUUACAUGGCUGGAACAGUUGGAGGAAGUGUUGGGUUGGAUGUGGAGUACCUUUGCCGGCACUGUGAUGCAAGAACUGAUCUAAUUUCUCAUGCCACUGAGCUUCUAGAAAAAUGCAAAACUAUUGAUUCGAGAGAUGACAUUGAAAAGAUCUUAAAUCUUGGUGCAAGUAUCUUGCGUGGUUCACAGAGAAUGAUUGCAAAGGAGCUGCUUAAUCGCAUUGACUUGGCCAUUUCAAAGCUUCAAUGUGGGACUCUUCUCGAAGAUAUUUGGAAGGCGGAUGAUGACGAUUCCUUACAAAAUGCAGCUUUCUUAGAUGAUGGCAAUGAAAUGAAAGUUGCAGCUAAUGAAAGCCCUUCAGUAGUCACAACAGGGACAGAAAAUAAUGGUUAUCCGCCUAAGCCUGACUUGUCGAAACUUGAAGAUGAAAUCCAUCAAGUUCUCCAAGCGCUGCGAAAGUCACAGGCUUUAGAAUACAGCAUAGCAGAAGAAAUACUCCAUGGGAAGAAGCGUUAUCUCCAAAACCUGUAUCAGCAACUGGAGAGGGAGAAGUCUGAAUCAGCAUGUCAACUCUCAUCUCAUUCUAACGUCUUGUCGGAUGCAGUUAGCAGGAGGAUGGAACAGAUAAGACAGGAAACGAUGAAACUUGAAGACAUGAAACAGUGCUGCAGGACAUGAGACAUUACACGGUGCAGGGGAUAGAGGCUUCAAGGUUUGUGAAGGGAGGUAGUGGUGACUCGUGAAUUGGUGAUGUGACAGAGGAUGCUAGAAGAAAUAGUAGGGUAGAGAGAAAAUGCAUGAGGUAUGUGAGCCAUUGAGAUAUGAAGAGGGUGAGGGACGAAGCACGUGGCAUUAAAAAAUUGUGGAUUUUUCCUCUUUGAGAUCUUUUUUCCCGUUCUGUUCUCUGCUUUUUUUCCUCUCUAAAGUUGCUAUAAAAACCCUGUGUUAUUCAUCUCCUUCUGCCAUUAUCUUCCGAGCUUCUGUUGUGUUCUGCUAUUGUUUUUGCUGUGAAUGGCCCCAAGUGUCACACACUUUCUUUUAUAUUCCAGUCUUGUGAUUUUCGAUAUAAUAACAAAAUGUAUGGCACUUUAAGCGUAAUGUCCAAUGGAUGUAUUAUAUUGAAAUUCACAAGCUUGGAUUAUAAAGUAUGUGUAUAGCAUUUUAGCGGCAAUAUCACAGCAAAAGGAACAAAUCACUAAAAAAGAGAGGCACCCAAGAGAAUAGCGGAAGAGUAAAGUGAACUGAAAGAAUGGCUCAAGGAGGAUUAUCAGAUUAUUAUAUUGAAGAACAGAUCAUUAUAACUUUGCUUUGUCAUUCUAUUUAUUUAUAUCUCAACGGCUUCCACACCUCGUGCGCUUUGCCAUUUUCACUCUCA